AAUAGAGAUGAGAGUAGUAAGAAAAGCAAAGCGCAUGCGCGUAAUCUGCCUCGGCUGGGCAAUGGGCAAAAGCGGCAGAACACGGUCACGCUUGCGUGGGUCUCCAUCGAUCCAAAUUGCUACGCGUUCAUAAGCGCAGGCCGCCACCACGGCGAUCUGCACCAUGCAACCCCCACCGAGAAAGAGUAACUAUACGAAGUUUCUCAAAAAUUUACACUCAGAGCAAAUCGCAAAGCUUCAUGCUAAGAACCAACAUGAAUGCGAUUUAUUGGAAGAUAUCCGCACAUAUACCAUCAAAAGAUCUGCCAUUGAGAAAUCAUAUUCCGAGGCGUUAUUAAAAAUAUCUUCCGCGUACCUUAAUAAGAAGAUUCCUAACAUACCUGAUAUAAAAGUGGACGGCGCUGAAGAAAAAUGGAAUAUGUGGAAUGUCUGGAGAACUGUUUUGGAAGAGAACGAAAAAUUGGCGCGAGCUCGCCUUGCUGCGGUGGAGGUGUUCCAACAACAGAUUGCAGAUGAAGCAAAACAGUUAAGACAACAUAAAAUUAAUGUUGCAAAAAAGAGCACAGAUCUACUUGCCCAAGCACACAAAGAGCUUCAACUGUCAGUACUCGAUGUGGAUAAGAACAAGAAGUUUUACUUUGAUGAAGAACAUACCGCUCAUGAUGUCAGAGACAAAGCUAAAGACAUAGAAGAGAAGUUAAAAAAGAAAAAGGGAUCCUUCUUCCAAUCAAUAACUUCAUUGCAAAAAAAUAGUGCAAAAGUGUCUUCUCGUCGCGAUCAACUUGAAGAGAAAUCUACAGGCGCUAGGAACGAUUAUCUUCUUAGCAUUUCUGCAGCUAAUGCACACCAGAAUCGUUACUUUUUGGUGGAACUACAAUCAUGCAUGCAAAGUAUGGAAGGAGCUGUGUAUGAAAAAGUAUCAGAGUUUUUAACUCUCAUGGGUCGAACUGAAUUGCUCACUUGUUCAGCCACUCAACAUUCUUUCGGAAAAAUUCGUGAUCAAGCUCAACAAUUAACCAGGGAGUAUAAUUUACAAUGUAUCUAUCUGUACUAUCCAGUUCUAAAGCAACAUAUUCAGUAUGACUUCGAGCCUUGCGAUAAUGAUCCAGUUGAUACGGUGACAAUGGAGCAUGAAACAGUUGCACAAACUUUGGCUCAGGAAGCCCGUCGUUGGGCCACUCGGGUUGUCCGAGAGACAUCUCUUGUCAGAGAUGCUACCCGAAAAUUGAAUUUAUACCAGGCAAUGCGAGAUGCUGGCCAAAAGGUUGAUCCUAAUGAUCCUAAUGGACCAGAAUUGGAUGUUCGUAUGGAUGAAUUGCGCACAAACAUUAGACGUUCGGAAACAUCAAAAGUUAAAUACGAAGCUCGAUUGGAAUGUUUACGAAACGGUGGAGCCCCAGUUGACGAAUGGCUGAAAGAAGUAGACCUAUUGGCAGUACAAGAAACUUUGCCACGUAGCAGUAGUUUAGUCAGUGUUCGCACUGAUGCAUCUGGAGCUGCCGAUCAGCCUAGUUCAGACUCAUUUUAUGACAGUGAUAAUACUGAAGGUGACGCAGCUACUUCCGCUGUCGCUACAACAUCUGGUCAUCAACGUACAACUUCUGAUUCACAACAUGAAGAUGAACAAGAUGACGAAGAAGACGCUGAACUAGAAGAAGAUCGCAUGCGUAUAGAACAAAUAACAGCUGGCUGGGACGACCCAACACAAGUGAAUUGGGGUGAAACAGAAACUGAAACCACUGCUCCAGCGGCUGAACCUGCAGAAGCUCCCGUUGCUCCACUCUAUAAGUGUACAGCUUUGUACUCAUACACUGCUCAAAAUCCUGAUGAACUAUCAAUUAUUGAAAGUGAACAGUUAGAAGUAGUCGGUGAAGGCGAUGGUGACGGUUGGCUUCGUGCACGUAAUUACCGAGGGGAAGAAGGAUAUGUACCCCAUAAUUAUCUGGACAUUGAUAGAGAACAGCCAUCGAGUACUCCAGGGCUUGUUACACAAAUUUCUUUUUCAUCUGUCGACUAUACUGUGGAGGGUGAGGAUGCUGAUGUCAUCCAGUCUCCUGACCAGAUCUCUGUGAUUUCGGCUCCAGUUGUCAAACCGGAAGAACCGAAAGUGGAACAACAAAGAGAUGAAGAACCGUCGGCGGAGUCAUUACCAACGCUAGGCUAUUGCUUUGCCCUUUAUGAUUAUGAUGCAGAGGCGUCUGAUGAAUUAAAUCUAGAAGAGGGACAGAUAAUUCGCAUUGUCUCUCGUGAGGCUCAUGAAGUGGACGAUGGUUGGUGGCGUGGUGAAGUAAACGGAGCUGUUGGAAACUUCCCAUCAUUGAUUGUUGAAGAAUGUGACGAGAAUGGCGAUCCACUAAGUGGAGCAGAUGAGGACUGGACUCCUCCCGACUCAGCGGCACCUGUAUUUGCGUCCCCACCCGGGUCUCCCGACAGCGAAUUAAACGAUGACCUGGUGAAUGAGAACAACAAUAUAAAAAGUGCUGCUCCACCUGCGGACCCGCCACCACCGCCACCGAUCGGAAUGGGCGACUCAAUGGACAGUCAACCAGACUUCAGCUUUAACCUAGAACUUAGUAGGAAUCAGCAUAACCAAUACGGUACUCAAUUCUCACCUCAACAACCCAUCGCGCCUUCAAUCAUCGUUGAUGAGGUUCUCAGUGAAAAUUUUGAGGACGAGGAAGAGGAGAUACCCCCCGCCCCGCAACCGAAACCGCUUCCGCCAAAAGUUGAACUUCCCACUGAAGAUUGCGGCCUCGGUGUGGCACAAAUAGUAAUCACUGCCGCCACCCCUAUGGUGGAAGAACCAGAACAACCUUUUCCACCUAAUGAACCUGAGCUACAACAACGGGAGCUGCCACAAGAAGAAGAGCGAGCUGAGGAAAAUGACGACGAGGAAUCUUCUCUAUCUGAACAGACAGCUGUGUGUCUUCGGGACACAGACGAGGGUCACGCAGACUCCGCUCCGCACCCAGCUUCAAGCUCGACAGCCUCAGAAGGCGAGUCCACUGGAGCCUCGGUAGCCUCAGGCCCUCCUACCGCUCCUCAUUCCCCACCUGCCGCACCCCGCGCCGGCCGCGCUUCUAUCCCUGACGAACUAGAACCCGCACAACUCGCGCGACUCACCGAUCUGAAGGAGUCCAACGCCUAAAAUAUUAUGCUUUUGUUACAAAUCAACUUUAUACUAGGUUUUCUACGUGAUUUCAAGAACGCAACGUCAGUCGCCUAGUAGACAACGGCCGUCUGGCAUACUACUAGUCCGGUGACUGAUAUUGUUGACAUCAAUUUCACUUUAUAUUUAUUGCUUUAACUGUAAAGACAGACUGCUUCGAAUAUCCCAUACGACCGUUUCUCACACUAGUUUUGUAUGAUAUCUUUUAGAGAUAGAUCUGACAAGCGUCUACUGAUAAGGUACCUACCUACUGUUAGGCGUUUCAAAGUACUUAUAUAUAGAAGGUAGUUAUUUUAAUUAAAAUAACUGUUUUGUAGAUAUUACUUCUACAUUUAUAAAGUAAUUGUACUUGCUUUUACCUAAUUGUUCUCAAAAGUUAUAGUAAUAUAUAUUCCACUGUAUUCGUUUUGACUGCUAGAACGACUAAAAUUUAAUAUUUCCUCAAUAAUGGAUGUACAAUUAACCUGUUCAAUUUAGAAAUUACAUUUAACGAAUAAAAUAAAAAUUCAAAUAUAUAAUGCUAGUACAUAUAUUAGAAAUAAGUGGAGCCUUGAUACCUAUCAAUCCGCCUUCUAUUGGUACCUAUCUAGGUGAAUAUGUUAAAAUUUAGACUUAUAUCGUUAAAUCUCUUUGGUUAAACAUUUGUUUAUUUAAGUGUUGAGAUAUCACACGAACACAUGCUUUAUUUAAAUUAUUAUCUAAUCCUUAAUAGAUAUUUUUGCAAGUGUAUUAAUAGUUUAUACUAUUUACUACUUACGUAUAAAGUAUAAAAUUAAAUGGUCAUGAAGUUAGCUGGAUAUUUCUUUACUUUAAAAUACCUUAAACCUUUGUGAAAUAUUACUCGUCUGGCAUAAGAAUAUUUUAGGUGAUUAGAAAAUGUAAAUGAUUAUUUUAAAUAUUUUUUACUACUUUGUAAUAAUUUGUUAUGUUUUUAUUUAUCGUUAAUACUUCAGUAUGGACCUAAACAGCUUAUUUUGCAUUUUGUAUGAAGUGGGAAACGGUCAAGAUAGUAAUGUAGGUUUGUAUAUAACUAGUUUUCUAAAAUGUAAUACGUACCUAAAUUUCCUCACAUGUUCAGGCUCGGUGAGAAAGCCUAGACAAUAGCCUUAAAAUUCUUAAGUAGAAUGAAAUUACAAAUCAUUGCUAAUUACCUGUAUACGUUUUGAGAUUCACUUUUAUAUAUUACCAGUAUCUUAUUACUUAAUAAUCGCUAAGUAUUGUGUCUCUUCGUUGUCUAUAUUUUAUUGUGGAUAUAUAUAUAUUACUUUUUAUCAAUUAUUUUAGAUCUAAAGUACAGAACAGUAUUAAGAUCCUUUAUGAAUAUUUUUAAAUAAAAGCAAUAGAUAUUUUAUAAUUAUUAUUUGAUACACAAUCACUACAACGAAAUAUCUUGGCAAUAGUUAAAGACAUCAAUUAGUUAAUUUUUAGAUAGUUUGAUCCCUAUAAAGUGUAACUGAGGUGGUUCAAAGAGUUGGUAAUACUCUACAUUUGCUUUGAAUAAUUGUGUAAACGUUUAUUACUUAUUCAAUUAUAAAGUUAUGAGAGAAAAUCCCAACUUUUGGUAUAAUUUUGAAAUAAGAUAAUAACGGGGCCUCAUGUACAUAAAGGUCUUAUUCUAAAGUAUUUACUUUUUUUACAAAACUAUUAUUUUCAUUCAUUUAGACAUAAAAGGCCUGCUGUACAAAAUGCUCUUUUAAUGCGUAUUGUAAUUAGUCUUGUUUUAAUUACUGUUCAUCUUUUUGAAAGCCUAAGCCACAAAAUCAUUAUUUCCUUCAUAACAUAAUAUGCAUUUUAUCAUGUACUUAAUACAUAUAUCUUCAUUAACUGACUGUCACUAAGACUUAUUUCAAAGUUUGCAGUAAAGUAGCUGUUGGUUGUUAGUUGUUAUGUAGAUUAUAUGUGUUAAAGUUAGUAAAAUUUUAAUGCUAGUUACAAUUAUAUCAGUAUUUUUUCAGUAUCUAAAUAAACAAUCAUAUUUAAAUCAGGUAUAAUUCAACAUUCGCACAUAAACUAUCGCAAAUAAAUGAAUUCACAUUAUACAUCUGCAUUUGAGACCAGCCACUAAGACGGUGUUGAUAAUGUUGCAGAUUUUUGUACUGAUAACUUUAAGUAUAUAAGAAUUUUAGUGAAAUUUCUACUGUUGUAUAACUAUAAAUGUCUAUAAUUCAAUACUUUAUUAAACGGAUUGAGCAAACUUGAUGCCAAAGAGAAGAUAAAUACUAUUAAAGAUAAAUAUCAGAAAUAGGCCGCUAACAGCAGGGGACCAGCUGAUUUUUAUACCAUAACAUCAUAUUGGAAGCAUUCUUGUAAUCUAAAAAAAUUACAUUGGUAAUCAAUGACAUCGUUUGUGGUAUUGAAUUUUAUUUUGUAAGAUAUUAAUGUUCUCAGGAUCUUAUUUACACAUAUUUCCAGGGCUAUUAAAGCCAGUAUAUUAGUGACGUUUAAUAAUCAGAGGACUGUAGCACUCUGUACAUUAUAUAAUUGUAUUAAAUUAAAAAAAAAUGUAUAUUCAGUGUUCGUUUGUAACACAUAAUAUGUUAUAUGUUGCAAUAUCCUUAACGUUUCCGUAUCACGUGUUGCUUUUCUUUAGAAGAACCAAUUAAUAUACUUAUUAGAAAAUAUUAGCCCGAGUGCUAAAAUUCAGCGGAAAAAAUUGAAUAAAGUAUAGAAAAUACGCACUCA
Molecule: messenger RNA, 5851 nt
Organism: Pieris napi
Lineage: Eukaryota; Metazoa; Arthropoda; Insecta; Lepidoptera; Pieridae
Gene: nwk
Product: protein nervous wreck
Exons: 18
Coding region: 164-3148 (994 amino acids)
Biological process (GO): regulation of actin filament polymerization; neuromuscular synaptic transmission
Cellular component (GO): recycling endosome; neuromuscular junction
Molecular function (GO): protein binding
Source: RefSeq, a predicted model, not a curated record